Diaporthe citri is the source of this 825-nucleotide messenger RNA. RefSeq lists its product as uncharacterized. Bases 1 to 825 code for a protein of 274 amino acids. Gene Ontology annotation, biological process: double-strand break repair via homologous recombination; nucleotide-excision repair; DNA replication. Gene Ontology annotation, cellular component: nucleus; site of double-strand break; DNA replication factor A complex. The record is from RefSeq and is a predicted model, not a curated record. Gene Ontology annotation, molecular function: DNA binding. NCBI's taxonomy places the organism in Eukaryota, Fungi, Ascomycota, Sordariomycetes, Diaporthales, Diaporthaceae. The transcript is spliced from 3 exons.
AUGACUUCGUACGCAUCGUACGGCGCGAAAGGCGGCGACACCGACGGCGGUUUCGUCUAUGGCGGCUCGCAGUCGGGCAGCCAAGGAGCCCAAGGCGGUGCAAAGAGUUUCGCCGACGAGUCCCUCCGCCCCGUGACGAUCAAGCAGCUCAUCGACCUCGAGGAGGCAUACCCGGGCGCCGACUUCUCCAUCGACGGCCACCCCAUCACCCAGGUCACCAUCGUCGGCCAGGUGCGACAGGUCAACCCGCAGUCGACCAACAUAACCUACCGCCUCGACGACGGCACAGGCACCAUCGACGUCAAGAAAUGGGUCGACGCCGACAAGCCGGAGGACCUGGAGCCCAAGUACCAGCCCGACCAGCACGUCCGCGUCUGGGGGCGGCUCAAGUCCUUCAGCGGCAAGCGCCACGUCGGCGCCCACUUCAUCCGCGCCGUCGACGACUUCAACGAGGUCAACUACCACAUGCUCGAGGCCACCUACGUCCACCUCUACCUGACCAAGGGCGAGCUCGGCGGCGGCGGCGCCAACGGCCACGGCGACGGCAACGCCGGGAACGGCGACAGCAUGUUCGUCGACUCGUACGGCGCCAACGGCGGCGGCGAGAACGCGGCCAAGCUCGGCGCCUGCUCGCCCAGCGCCCAGCGCAUGUUCAGGUUCCUGUCCGAUACCCCCGGCAGCAACGAGGGCGUGCACCUCAACCUCAUCACGAGCGGCACGGGCAUGACGUCCCGGGAGGUCCUCGGUGCGUCGGACGAGUUGCUGGGCCAGGGGCUUGUGUACACGACGGUCGACGACGAGACGUGGGCAAUACUUGAGUACUGA